Messenger RNA from Jaculus jaculus (lesser Egyptian jerboa), 3514 nucleotides. It is a transcript of the gene Igf2bp1, whose product is annotated as insulin like growth factor 2 mRNA binding protein 1. NCBI's taxonomy places the organism in Eukaryota, Metazoa, Chordata, Mammalia, Rodentia, Dipodidae. The transcript is spliced from 15 exons. Gene Ontology annotation, molecular function: mRNA 3'-UTR binding. Gene Ontology annotation, cellular component: cytosol; cytoplasm; nucleus. Bases 8 to 1741 code for a protein of 577 amino acids. Gene Ontology annotation, biological process: nervous system development; regulation of gene expression. The record is from RefSeq and is a predicted model, not a curated record.
CGCCACCAUGAACAAGCUUUACAUCGGCAACCUCAACGAGAGCGUGACCCCCGCGGACUUGGAGAAAGUCUUCGCGGAGCACAAGAUCUCCUACAGCGGCCAGUUCUUGGUCAAGUCCGGCUACGCCUUCGUGGACUGCCCCGACGAGCACUGGGCGAUGAAGGCCAUCGAAACUUUCUCGGGGAAAGUAGAACUGCAAGGAAAACGCCUAGAGAUUGAACACUCGGUCCCCAAAAAACAAAGGAGCCGGAAAAUUCAGAUCCGAAAUAUCCCACCUCAGCUCCGAUGGGAAGUUCUGGACAGCCUGCUGGCUCAGUAUGGAACUGUGGAGAACUGUGAGCAAGUGAACACCGAGAGUGAGACGGCUGUGGUGAACGUCACCUAUUCCAACCGGGAGCAGACCAGACAAGCCAUUAUGAAGCUGAAUGGCCACCAGCUGGAGAACCAUGCCCUGAAGGUCUCCUACAUACCGGAUGAGCAGAUGGCACAGGGUCCUGAGAAUGGCCGUCGAGGGGGCUUUGGAUCUCGGGGCCAGCCCCGACAGGGCUCACCUGUGGCAUCAGGGGCCCCAGCCAAGCAGCAGCAAGUGGACAUCCCCCUCCGACUCUUGGUGCCCACCCAGUAUGUGGGUGCCAUCAUUGGCAAAGAGGGAGCCACUAUUCGCAACAUCACAAAACAGACCCAAUCUAAGAUAGAUGUGCAUAGGAAGGAGAAUGCCGGAGCUGCCGAAAAAGCCAUCAGUGUCCAUUCGACCCCCGAGGGCUGUUCCUCCGCCUGUAAGAUGAUCCUGGAGAUUAUGCAUAAGGAGGCAAGGGACACGAAAACGGCUGAUGAGGUUCCCCUGAAGAUCCUGGCCCAUAACAACUUUGUGGGGCGUCUCAUUGGCAAAGAAGGGCGGAACCUGAAGAAGGUGGAGCAGGACACAGAGACAAAAAUCACCAUCUCCUCACUUCAGGAUCUCACCCUCUAUAACCCCGAGAGGACCAUCACAGUGAAGGGAGCCAUCGAAAACUGCUGCAGGGCUGAGCAGGAGAUCAUGAAGAAAGUUCGAGAGGCCUAUGAGAACGAUGUGGCUGCCAUGAGCCUGCAGUCUCACCUGAUUCCUGGCCUCAACCUGGCUGCUGUGGGUCUCUUCCCAGCCUCACCCAGUGCUGUCCCACCACCGCCCAGCAGCGUUACUGGGGCUGCUCCUUACAGCUCCUUUAUGCAGGCUCCCGAGCAGGAGGUGGUACAGGUGUUCAUCCCCGCCCAGGCUGUGGGCGCCAUCAUCGGCAAGAAGGGGCAGCACAUCAAGCAGCUGUCGCGGUUCGCCAGCGCCUCCAUCAAGAUUGCUCCACCCGAAACACCUGACUCCAAAGUUCGAAUGGUUAUCAUCACCGGACCCCCAGAGGCCCAAUUCAAGGCUCAGGGAAGGAUCUAUGGCAAACUCAAAGAGGAGAAUUUCUUUGGUCCCAAGGAAGAAGUAAAGCUGGAGACCCACAUACGGGUGCCAGCCUCAGCGGCUGGCCGGGUCAUCGGCAAAGGUGGCAAAACGGUGAAUGAGUUGCAGAAUUUGACAGCAGCUGAAGUGGUUGUGCCAAGGGACCAGACCCCAGAUGAGAAUGACCAAGUCAUUGUUAAGAUCAUCGGGCAUUUCUAUGCCAGCCAGAUGGCUCAGCGGAAGAUCAGAGACAUCCUGGCUCAGGUUAAGCAGCAGCAUCAGAAGGGACAGAGCAGCCAGGCCCAGGCACGGAGGAAGUGAACAGCCCCUUUUCAUCCCAUUGCCUCCAGGACAGCAGGCCGAACUGGAGAGUGCCCGCACUCCUGCUGGCAGCCCUGAGAAUGAGUGGGAAUCGGGGGCCCCCGGGCCUGGCUGGAGAUCAGGUUUGCCCACUGUCUUGAGAAAGAUGUUCCAGUGAGGAAUCCUGAUCUCUCACCCUUAAGCACCACAGCUUACCCCUUGGAAUGUCACCAUUGCAAUUCUAACUCAGGCCACUUUUAAACGUGGAUUAAGGAAGUGCUUCAGCAUCCCCCCCCCCCAAAAAAAAAAAAAGUUGGAUUAGAACCCAGUGGGAGGAGAAAUAAAAUUUCCUUCGGGUUUUUAAAAACCUCAAAGGAUGGUUUGUUUCUUGGCCCUAAAAUCUCUCCAACCUUUUUCCUUCUUGGCUAAUUGAUUAAAAUUCCUCCAUUCUCAAUGCCCUGACAUGCCACCUCUUCCUAUAUUCAUUUUCACUAUUUUAUCUGUGUUAACUAUGGGGCAGGGAGGGAGGAAAUUAGCUCAUUGCUUUGCUACAAUAUUGACUCUAUGGAGUUCUAUCCUAAUCUAUAGUUAGACUCCACUCCUUCCUUAAGCAGCCCCAUUAUGAAUAGCAAGAUUUAAAAAGAGGAAGAAAGACAAUGAUUAAAAUAUACACUAAUCCACGUUUAAAAGGAGUGCCUUUGGGCUGAGGAUAGAGCUCAGUGGUUCUGCCUGGUAUGUGUGAGGCCCUGGGUUCCAUCCUCAGUGUCACAAAACAAAAAUAAAGAAUGCCCUUGUGGGUGACAUUCCAGACUGCCAUCUGGGAAAAUUGGCAUAAAGGACAUUUCUUCCUUGCUGGGGCUUCUCCACCAAGACUCCCCUCUGUCAUGUUUAUGUCCCUCUAACCCCAUGGGACCCAUAUCGUGUCCACGUGCACAUAGGUGGUGCCACGUGCUAAGCAGGGCAGGGGCUGACUGCUGUCCCUGAUUCCUGCCAUUCUCAGGCAAAUUUUAUAUUUUUUUUAAAGUCUAUUUUAAUGAUUGGAUAUGAGCACUGGGAAGGGGACAUAAAGUCCUCUUGAUAAAGGCUCAGUUCCGUGGAGGACGUGAGUGGCCCAAAGGUGCCCCCGUCUCUGCCCGUGUGCUCUCAGAAGGGCUGGUCCCCAGGGGCAGGGGUUGUGAUGUAUUCCCACCACGGCACUGUUUCCUUGGUGGUGGUGGGACCUGGAACCCAACCCUAAGCUUCUGAGAAAGUUCAACUCCAUCAUCUGGCAAACUCAGUAACUUGGAGCGUGUUUGCUUGUUUUUACUCUAGAGGAGUGUUUAACUGAUGGCUCCUACCUCCAUGAAUUGUCACAAUGAAAGGUGUGCCUAAAAACAAAAUUCAGAUUUAUCAGCAGCAUUGUGCACAGAUGGGUGUGAAUAUGCUUAAUUUAUUAAUUUCCCAGGUCCAGUAAGAUCCCAUUGGAAGUAUAGCCCUUGUGGAGCACGGCAGCCAUCAGUUAAAUGGAGGGUGCGCCUCCCCUCCCCAUACUGUACUGAUUUGUUAAUGCAUAUUAGCCAGGUGAUGCACUUUAGCUACCCUGGACAAUACUAUCAAGUGUGCUGGGAAGGGAGGAAGGCCUCUGUGCAUGUGGAAAAGCCCAAGCAUGGAGUUCCUCUCCCCGACAUUGCAACAACAACAACAGUGACUACAAACGACCGUGAUGUGGGCAGAGUCAGGCAGUGCUGUGCGCGAAGUAAACUACCUCAAGGUAUGAAGUUACCUCAACAGUUAUUUUCCUUUUGUUCCCCAUAC